Daldinia vernicosa is the source of this 1339-nucleotide messenger RNA. RefSeq names its product alpha/beta-hydrolase. Bases 102 to 1304 code for a protein of 400 amino acids. The transcript has a single exon. The record is from RefSeq and is a predicted model, not a curated record. NCBI's taxonomy places the organism in Eukaryota, Fungi, Ascomycota, Sordariomycetes, Xylariales, Hypoxylaceae. Gene Ontology annotation, molecular function: hydrolase activity.
UGAUCAUCUCGGUCCCUUUUACUUCGUAGACAACAUUACUACCUAAAACACUAUCAUACAACUUUUAUUAGAAUAAUUUGGUGAAUAAUAUAAAAAACAUUAUGAGUACUGUAGGUCAGCCGAACGAGGUGCUCCCGGACUUACCUCUACCAGAAGGUAUCGUCGAGGACUACGUCGACUGCUCCACAUCGUGCGGUCUUAAAUGGCAUAUCCUAAAGGCCGGCGAGCCCGGAAAGCCUCUGGUACUCUUCUGCCACGGAUACCCGGAGCUCGCGUACUCAUGGCGCAAAGUGCUACCCGCAAUCGCUGAAGCGGGAUACUUUUGCGUCGCCAUGGACCAACGCGGUUAUGGGCGAACCACGGGGUGGCCGCUAAAACAGCCCUUCGAAGCGGUCGACCUUAAUGACUACGUCUUCACGAAUCUAGUGCGCGACCUGGUGUGUCUGGUAUAUGGGCUGGGGUAUAAACAGGUGUACAGCAUCGUUGGCCACGACUUCGGCAGCGUAAGCUCCGCCAUGGCCGCACUCAUGCGUCCAGACAUGUUUCUUUCCACCAUUCAAAUGAGCCAUCCGCACCACCGACCCGCGGAACCUAUCUCUCCCCAAGAAAAGGGGGAAGAGAAGAAAGUAGACAUCCAGGCCGAGCUGGCGAAACUUGACCCGCCCCGGAAGCACUACAAGUGGUACAACUCGAGCCCGAACGCCGCCCAGGACUGGGAGAACCCAUCCCAAGGCCUCGAAACAUUCCUCCGGGGAUAUUUCCAUCUAAAGUCGGCAGAUUGGGACGCCAACAAGCCGCAACCCCUGACGAAGUGGGGCGCUGAGGAACUGGCACAAAUGCCCGAGUAUUAUAUCAUGCGAGCAGAGCACUCGAUGCCCGAGACGGUGGCUUCCAACAUGGCGGGCGAGGACUAUUCCAAGACGGAGCGGUGGCUCUCGCGGGACGACCUGCAGGUGUAUUGCAACGAGUGGGCGCGGACGGGCUUCCAAGGGGCGCUGAACUGGUACCGUGCGCAGACGGCGUCGACCAAGCAGUCGGCGCGAGACGUACUUCUGUUCUCGGGGCGCACAAUCGAGGUCCCGUGCCUUUUUAUUAGUGGGAAACAGGACUGGGGUAAUUACCAGCAGCCGGGUGCGCUUGAGGGGUAUAAGGACCCAAAGACUGUUAGGGAGUACUGUUAUUGGGGUGAAAACCUUGUGGAUGGUGCUGGGCAUUGGGUACAACAGGAACAGCCUGAGACUGUGAUUAAGGAGAUUCUAGCAUUCUUUAUGAGAGUACGAUGCCGCCUACCACAAUUUUGGUAGCAGUCAGCACCUAAAUCUAUUCGAAGAAGGUGCCC